Molecule: messenger RNA, 939 nt
Organism: Striga hermonthica
Lineage: Eukaryota; Viridiplantae; Streptophyta; Magnoliopsida; Lamiales; Orobanchaceae
Source: the annotation of a GenBank genome assembly
AUGGGUGAGAGCGGUACUGCCGUGGCUGCCCAGGAGCAGAAGCAAGUCGCCGACAGCCACAAAAACGACGCCGUUUGCAGCUCCGGCGACACUCCUCCGCCGUCUGAUCGCCCGGUUCGUGUGUACGCCGAUGGGAUCUACGAUCUCUUCCAUUUCGGCCAUGCUCGAUCCCUCGAACAGGCCAAGAAGCUGUUCCCAAAUACAUACUUGCUCGUCGGGUGCUGCAGUGAUGAGGUCACACACAAGUAUAAAGGAAAGACAGUUAUGACCGAAUCCGAGCGCUAUGAAUCCCUUCGUCAUUGCAAGUGGGUUGACGAGGUUAUUCCUGAUGCCCCAUGGGUGAUUAAUCAAGAGUUCCUCGACAAGCAUAAUAUAGAUUACGUGGCUCAUGAUUCUCUUCCUUAUGCUGAUACAAGCGGAGCUGGAAAGGAUGUUUAUGAAUUUGUCAAAGCUGUGGGAAAAUUUAAAGAGACUCAAAGGACUGAUGGAAUUUCGACCUCUGAUAUUAUUAUGAGGAUAGUUAAGGAUUAUAAUCAGUAUGUGAUGCGCAAUUUGGAUCGUGGGUAUUCAAGAAAGGAGCUUAAUCUUAGUUAUGAAAAGCGUCUUAGGGUGAGUAUGAGACUGAAGAAGUUGCAGGAAAAAGUCAAGGAGCAGCAAGAGAAGGUGGGGGAGAAGAUACAAACUGUUGCUAAAACAGCCACCAUGAACCGUAACAUGUGGGUUGAAAAUGCCGACCGGUGGGUUGCUGGAUUCCUUGAGAUGUUCGAGGAAGGCUGCCAUAAAAUGGGAACUGCCAUUAGGGAUCGAAUUCAAGAACGACUCAAGGGACAAAGGGCUUUGAUGAAUGGGGAUGAGAGUGACGAUGAGUAUUAUUACGAUACGGACGAUGAAGAAUAUUAUUACGAAGAUGAAGAAUAUUACGACAGUGACGAGAAAUGA